This is a messenger RNA of Microstroma glucosiphilum, 867 nucleotides long. RefSeq lists its product as hypothetical. The transcript has 3 exons. The annotation marks the transcript as partial. The record is from RefSeq and is a predicted model, not a curated record. Lineage: Eukaryota; Fungi; Basidiomycota; Exobasidiomycetes; Microstromatales; Microstromataceae.
UGCCACCAACUUCAACGAGGCAUUCAUCAACGAGGACAAGCAGGCGAUAUGUCACUGACGAGGCUGGGAGCGCUCAGCUUCGCAUCGGCAUCGCGGUCUGUCUUCGUACGCUUACCGCGGACCUACCCGCGGACGAUCCUGCAUACGCUUGCAGUGAUAUCACAUGUAGCGAGAGAGGCAGCUGAGAUGCAGCGACCCUCGAGUCACUCCGUAGAGGUUGCCCCUCCUCCUCUCAGGAUAGAGCAGGCCGACUUUGCCAGGGACCCCUGGCAACGCGCUCUCCUCAAUUACGGCUUCAUCCAAUUCGCCUCACCCACACAGGCACAAGCAGCCCUCAAUCUGCCCUACAAAAAGCACGAAGUACCUCUUCCUCCCAUCUCUCCCACGUCUUCCUCCUUUAUAGCGUCCGCCUUUGCCACGGCAAAGAGGCCAGAAGGACCGCUGGAAAAAGUUUUGCGCAAAUCUGCGCCGGAUGACAGUCUGAGGCAGGAGGAGGAGAGGGAGAUCGAGUACGCAGGGCUGAGGGAUGUGGCACCUUACCUGGGCUUGGAGCUACCGCCUUUCAUGUUAGAGAACGUCUCAGAGGGGACACCAGCGGAUGUGCUCCCCAGCCAAUUCGCUCAGAUUGAAAUCAAGAGGAGGGAGAGAGGUAACGCUUCGAGCAAAGAGGGCUGGCGGGACAGGUCCGGCGCCAGUCGCCGCCACAAGGAAGCCUUCAAGAGUUGGCAGGGCUUCUCACAGAUUAGGCGUGGGGCAAAGGAUCAGUCGGACAAGGGCGAGAGUGACAGAGUUGAAUAGUCCACAGCUACCGGCAGCAGUAAAAUGUAUUAUAUACGAACAAUGUAAUGUAUACCACGUCCAUCCCAC